Molecule: messenger RNA, 1890 nt
Organism: Microcebus murinus (gray mouse lemur)
Lineage: Eukaryota; Metazoa; Chordata; Mammalia; Primates; Cheirogaleidae
Source: RefSeq, a predicted model, not a curated record
GGUGUCUUCCUUUUGCUCUUAAACUACAACCAAACUCCUUUCCAAGGCUUACCCCUCCUAACCUGUGCUAGACUCUGUUGACCUGUGUGGCCUCCUCCCACAAAGGCUCUUGCUGCAUUCACAGCCAUCUUUGAAGUUCAUUCCCACCUCAGGGCCUUCACUCCUGCUGGUGGUGGCUCUUCUUGUACCACCCUCCCCUUAACUCAGUCCAUUAGUAGGCUCCUUCACACCAUUCAGGAUUCAAGUGUAAAAUAGACCACCCAAAAUAAAAUAGUCCCCACCUCUGCUCAUUUGUAUCAUAGUACUAUUUCAUUCCUUCAAAGCACAUCACUAUCUGAAAUUCUUUGUUUUUCUUGUAUAUCAUUUGCCUCUGCCACUAGAAUAUAAGCUCUAGGGGGGUUACAUAUAUGGCUGCUUGUUUAGCAUUGUAUCCCCAGAACCACGUGUGCCUGGCACAUGGUGGGCACUUAAUAAAUGUUAAGUGAAUGAAUGGAUGGACUUGGGAGGAGGGAGUAAGGCCUGUAGAGUAGUAGCACUGUAGUGAGCCCCUGCCCUGGUGUCUGCUUUAUGAUGUCAGCUCCCUUUGCCUUCGGAGGGGACAGGGUUGCCACAGGGCACAGAGGAGCAGCUCAAUCCAGCCAAGUGCCCAGCCUGCUCUAAAGAUGACAACAGCAACACGACAAGAAGUUCUUGGCCUCUACCGCAGCAUUUUCAGGCUUGCAAGGAAAUGGCAGGCGGCCUCGGGGCAGAUGGAAGACACCAUCGAAGAAAAACAGUAUAUACUAAAUGAAGCUAGAACACUGUUCCAGAAAAAUAAAAAUCUCACAGACCCAGAGCUGAUUAAACAGUGUAUAGAUGAAUGCACAGCCAGGAUUGAAAUUGGACUGCAUUACCAGAUUCCUUAUCCUAGGCCAAUUCAUCUACCUCCAAUGGGCCUCACGCCACUACGAGGCCGGGGACUUCGAAGCCAGGAGAAACUGAGGAAACUUUCAAAACCAGUAUAUCUCAAAUCUCAUGAUGAAAUUUCCUAAUCUGGAAGAAAGUUUAUUUCUGGGAAUGAUGAGCCAGCUAGGUCUUGAAUGUAAACCAGAUGGCAAAACACUCCUUGAUGAGGGGCAAAAAUUCUUAAAACCUCCCAAACUGAUUCUCACCCCACAAGGUGUGCUCACAUAUCCCCAGAGUUUGCCUGAGUCUUACUGCCUGAGGGGAUGGCAUUAACCCUAGAUGUCAUGGGCCUUAUAUCCUCACUGAAGACACCUUUGGAAAUAAGACUAAGGCCUGUGGGAGGACGGCUGAAGGGUGAGAAAGCUUUACAUGGGCAUGCCAUUCACAUGUGCCAGCUCAUGCAAAAAAGCCAGUUGCUGGAAUUUAUUAUGGCUACUGUAAAACUAUGUACCACUCUCAGGAUUUUUUUUCAAGUUAUAGAUUUACUUUAAAGUGGGGUGUUUUCUGUGUGCUUUUUGUUGUCUUUUGACCCUUCUGACUUCCAGAUAAACUCCCCUUAAAAAGUGCAUCAUUGGAUUGAUCAUGGUUUUUCAUGGAAAUUUUAUAUGAGACUCAUUUCUGUCUUAGUUGAAUGCAUAUUUAUCUUAUCUUAAAGCCUGCGAUUUCUUAGGCUGCACUUAGGAUCUGAAAAGCUCACUUGAAACUCAUACUGCAUUCAUUGUGAGUAUUUUACGUUAAUAUAAUUGAAAAGGACAAGGUCCAAACUGGCUUUCAAAUUAUGUCUAAACAGAAAUGGGACAAAUAUAGAUGACAAUAUAAAGGAUUUAUAACCCUGCAGGUGUGGAGUUAGGCGAGAGUCCCACGCCAAGUCAUUUGUACAUUAGUGUCAUUCCUUCUUACCUACAAAGAAGAUGGGCAUCACCAAUAAAGGCAAAUUUCUAUCAA